Messenger RNA from Cyphellophora attinorum, 7422 nucleotides. RefSeq names its product Phosphatidylinositol 3-kinase tor2. Gene Ontology annotation, molecular function: protein serine/threonine kinase activity; protein binding; protein-containing complex binding. The coding region runs from base 1 to 7422 and encodes 2473 amino acids. The record is from RefSeq and is a predicted model, not a curated record. The transcript has 3 exons. Gene Ontology annotation, cellular component: TORC2 complex; nucleus; TORC1 complex. Gene Ontology annotation, biological process: negative regulation of macroautophagy; TOR signaling; protein phosphorylation. NCBI's taxonomy places the organism in Eukaryota, Fungi, Ascomycota, Eurotiomycetes, Chaetothyriales, Cyphellophoraceae.
AUGGCGCUGCAGGGACCAGCGGCAGACGUCUCUGAGCGCAUCUUCAACGAUCUCCGCUCUAAGCACCAGGACGUUAAGUACAGAGCCGCCAAUGAACUGAAAGAUUUGGUCACAGUCUACUCCAGAGAAUGGUCUCCCGAACGAUUCAGCGCCUUCUACGAUCGCGUAACUGCCCGCAUCUCUGGUCUCAUUGUACAAGCACCUGAUGCUAGCGACAAAGUCGGCGGAAUCAUUGCUCUCGAUCGACUCAUCGACUGCGAUGCAAUCGACGCUGCUUCGAAAGUGUCAAAGUACUCUAACUACUUGCGGUCCGCCCUGAAGAGCAACGAUGCCACAGUACUCGACGCCGCGAGUCGUGCCAUUGGCAAACUGGCACGACCAGGCGGUGCCUACACCGCAGAACUUGUCGAGGCCGAGAUGACAGCAGCGUUUGAAUGGCUGGGGCUGGAGAAUAAGCAAGAGUCCAGGAAGUUGGCUGCUGUGCUGCUCAUACGAGAACUGGCAAAGAACUCUCCAACCAUUGUCUAUGGUUUCAUCCCGCAGAUAUUCGAUGUCAUCUGGAACGCUCUCAGAGACAGCAAGGACCUCAUUCGAGACAUCGCCGCCGAAGCUGUCAGCGCCUGUUUUCGCAUCAUGAUUGCUCGCGACCAGCAGUUCCAAUCACAGUACUUUUCGAUGAUCUAUAACAAGGCAAUCGAGCUGCUACGAUCACCCAACAUCGACGACCUUCUUGGAGCGCUAUUGAUCCUUAAACAACUUCUCCAGCAGGGCAACAUGUUCAUGCGCGAGCACUAUCGCAAUGUCUGUGAUGUCGCUAUCAGAUUCAAGGACCACAAAGACCCCCGGAUACGGUCACAAAUCGUUCAGACCAUUCCAAUAUUGGCCGUCUACAACUCCCUCGAGUUCAUUAACCAAUAUCUUCACAAGUUCAUGAUCUACCUGCAGGCACAAUUGAAGAAGAGUGCAGAGCGUAAUCAGGCUUUCGUGGCUAUCGGUUCCAUUGCGAAAGCCGUAGGUAGCGCCAUGGCUCAAUACCUCGAUGGCAUUAUCCUCUACAUCAGAGAAUCGCUAAGCGCCAAGACCAAGAACCGCGCCACGGUCGACGAUGGACCAAUGUUCAAAUGCAUCAGUAUGCUCGCACAGGCUGUUGGCCAGACCCUCAGCAAGUACAUGGAGGCCCUUCUAGAUCCCAUCUUCGCGUGUGGACUCACGUCUCCUCUGGAAGAAGCCCUGCGAGAGAUGGCUCACCAUAUUCCGCCAAUUCGUGGUAACAUACAGGACAAGUUAUUGGAUCUGCUGAGUCUCAUUCUACUUCGAUCGCCAUACAGACCGCUCGGGUGCCCGCCUUCAAGAAAUCCACCAUUACCUGCGUUCGCCAAGGAUUACGGCCCAAUGCCUGUGAACUACAGCGACUCUGAGCUUCAUCUAGCUCUUGUCACCCUCGGUCACUUCGACUUCUCCGGUCACAUCCUCAAUGAAUUUGUCAGAGAUGUGACAGUCAAAUAUGCUGCCCACGAAAAUGCCGGUAUUCGCGUGGCGGCUGCUGUGACCUGCUCACAGCUCUUUAUUCGAGAUCCCAUUUUGAACCAAAAAGGCAACACCGCGCUGCGGGUUGUUGGCGAAGUUGUCGAUAAGCUCUUGACAAUGGGCGUUGGUGACCCUGAUCCCAACAUCCGAGCACGUGUGCUCCACGCGUUGAGUGAGCGUUUCGAUAAACAUUUGGCACGACCUGACAACAUUCGAUGUCUCUUCUUGGCCGUUAACGACGAGGUAUUUGCUGUCCGUGAGGAAGCUGUGGGUAUUAUUGGUCGGUUGACGACUGUCAAUCCAGCCUAUGUCUUCCCGCCGCUACGAAAGCUACUCGUCAAUCUGCUGACUGGGCUGGGAUAUUCCAAUACUCCCAAGCAGAAGGAAGACAGUGCGAAGUUGAUCAGUUUGUUCGUCAACAAUGCUACGUCACUGGUACGCACAUACGUGGAGCCCAUGGUCACUGCUCUCUUACCGAAAGCCGCAGAUGCUAACCCUGGUGUGGCUUCUACGAGUAUCACUGCACUGGGCGAUCUGACUAAAGUUGGUGGCAAUGAGAUGCGGGCUCACAUACGAGAGCUGAUGCCACUUCUUCUGCAAGCAUUGCAAGAUCUGGCCUCUCAGGAUAAGCGAGACGCGGCCAUGCAGACUCUGGGCAAGCUCGCGGUUAAUUCUGGCUACGUGAUUGAGCCUUACAAGCAGUACCCUGAGCUUCUGGGCAUUCUGAUUAACACUAUCAAGACCGAAGCCAAUGAGAAGCUCCGUACCGACGCCAUCAAACUCGUCGGCGUGCUUGGUGCGCUCGAUCCGUACGACUAUCAGCAACUCACAGAGUCCGUUGCCGAAAAGCAGAGCAAGACCGAAGAGCCACCUCUGACAGAUGUUGGGCUGAUCAUGGAGGGCAUAACUCCUUCGAAUGAAGAGUACUAUCCACAGAUCGUCAUCAACACCCUCAUGCACAAUAUCUUGGCGGAUCCGACCCUCAUACAGUAUCACAGUCUUGUGAUUGACGCCAUAGUCACCAUCUUCAAGACGAUCGGCAUGAAGUGUGUCCCAUACCUGGAUAGGAUUCUUCCAGGCUUUCUUGGCGUCAUGCGGAGCUCGCAUCCAAAUAGGCUCGACAACUACUUCAAUCAGCUUGCGAUCUUGGUCAACAUCGUUCGACAGCACAUCCGUGUGUACCUACCAGACAUCAUACCAGUGAUGCGCGAGUUCUGGAACGUCUCGAGACAAGUACAAUCCACGAUUUUGCUUCUGAUCGAGGCAAUCUCAAAGGCACUGGAGGGCGAAUUCAAGCGCUAUCUGGCUGGUCUCCUUCCUCUCAUGCUCGGCGUUAUCGAGACUGAUACCGAUGUUCGCCGCGAGUCCUCUAUCAGAAUGCUACAGACAUUCCUGAUCUUCGGAUCUAGUGGAGAAGAAUACAUGCACAUGAUCGCGCCAGCCAUCGUGGGUAUGUUCGACAGCGCUACCGCUCCUGCGAAUGCUCGACGACAGGCAAUCGAGACCCUCGCGAAGUUGUCACGUCUGGUGAAUUUGACUGACUUUGCCUCGCUCAUGCUGCAUCCUCUUGCCAAGAUCCUCAGUUCUUCAGAAAAAGUCAUCACCAAUUCUGCGGAACGAAGUCUGAAGGCUACUGCGUUGGACUGCGUCUGUGCACUCAUCUAUCAUCUCGGACACGAUUUCAUCCAUUACUUGCCUCUCAUUGAGCGUGCCACAAAACUUGGCCAAAUCAAUUCUGAGCGCUACCAGAAGCUCAUCGACAAUCUGAGGUCGGGCAAGCCUCUGCCAGUCGACCUGUACCCCGAGGAACAAUACGGCAACCUACCUGAAGACGCUUCAUACACCAACAUCACAUCUAUGAGAUUGCCAGUCAACCAGCAGCAUCUCAAAACUGCGUGGGAUACCUCACAAAAAUCAACAAAAGAUGAUUGGCAGGAGUGGAUGCGGCGUUUCAGUGUCGAGCUGCUGAAAGAAUCACCAUCGCACGCAUUGCGGGCAUGCGCCAGCCUUGCUGCUGUAUACCAGCCCCUGGCUCGAGAUCUUUUCAACUCAGCAUUUGCGUCUUGCUGGACCGAAUUGUACGAUCACUAUCAGGAGGAGCUGAUUCGGUCGAUCGAAAAGGCCCUGACUUCAAGCAACAUACCGCCGGACAUCUUGCAGACACUUCUCAAUCUUGCUGAGUUUAUGGAGCACGACGACAAGUCAUUGCCGAUCGACAUCAGAACGUUGGGCAAACAUGCCGCGAAAUGCCACGCCUUUGCCAAAGCUCUGCAUUACAAGGAGCUAGAGUUUGAACAAGACCAAAACAGCCAGUCUGUGGAAGCACUGAUUAGCAUCAACAAUCAGCUCCAACAGUCAGAUGCAGCUAUAGGAAUCCUGCGUCGCGCUCAGGCUUUUGGCGAGGUCGAACUGAAGGAAGUCUGGUUCGAGAGACUGCAUCGUUGGGAGGAGGCGCUCGCCGCUUACCAGAAGCGUGAGCUCGUUGACCCGAACAACUUCGCUCUGACAAUGGGCAAAAUGCGCUGUCUCCACGCCCUUGGCGAAUGGAAGACGUUGUCAGACAUCUCGCGUGAACAGUGGGGUCUUGCUAGCCCAGAGCACCGUCGAGAUAUGUCCGCUCUUGCUGCUGCAGCUGCCUGGGGUCGUGGAGAGUGGGAUAGAAUGGACGAUUACAUCAGUGUAAUGAAAGAUGGCACUGUUGAUCGCGCCUUCUUUGGCGCCAUUCUCUCGAUUCAGCGCAACCACUUCGAGGAAUCUGAGAAGCAUGUCGCCAUGGCUCGCGAGGGGCUCAACUCGGAGCUUACCGCGACGAUUGGCGAGUCGUACAACCGAGCAUAUAACGUCGUCGUCAGAAUCCAGAUGCUUGCAGAGCUGGAGGAAAUCAUUUCCUACAAGCAAGAAGACAACCCAGACAAGAAGGAGGCCUUGAAGGAGCUCUGGAACAAUCGUCUCUUGGGCUGUCAAGCUAACGUCGAAGUCUGGCAGCGCAUGUUGAAAGUCCGAGCUCUUGUGCUUCGCCCAGAGGAGAACCCCGAAAUAUGGAUCAAAUUCGCCAACCUUUGCCGCAAAUCAGACCGUAUAGGACUUGCCGAGCGAUCCCUCGUUAGUCUCGGGGGUGUAAUGGACAACGAAAUGGGUGCGCCGCCAACCGUUGCUUAUGCUCGACUCAAGUUCCUUUGGGCAACAGGCAGCAAAUCUGAUGCUUUGGCUUCUCUCAAAGACUUCACUGCCCGUAAGGCGGAUCAGUAUGCUUUGAGAAGCACGAGACUUCACCAAGCUGCUCAGCAACAUAAUGGCAUUAACGGCAUGGAAACUGUUGCGAGCGAAAUCAUGCUCGCCAGAAGGAGGAAGAGAGCAUUCACCAACUUGGAAAGCUACUUGCCAAAGUGGACUGCGCCAUCGGCACGAGAAGCCGCGGAUGAGAUCCUCAAGUCAUACGAGGCCGCCACUGAGUUCAACCAGAGCUGGUACAAAGCCUGGCACGCCUUUGCUCUGGCCAAUUUCGAUAUUGUCACCAGUAUGGCAUCUCCUGCCGACCAAGAGCGAACACGCCCGCUGCCUGACCACAUCAUUCACACUCAUGUUGUACCAGCAGUAAGAGGGUUCUUCCGGUCUAUCAAGCUCUCCAAAAACAGCUCACUGCAGGAUACACUUCGAUUGCUGACCCUCUGGUUUGCUCACGGCGGCCAUGCCGAAGUGAACACUGCAAUCAUCGAAGGCUAUACCGACGUGCCCAUCAAUGUUUGGCUGGAAGUCAUUCCGCAGCUUAUUGCGCGGAUCAAUGUCUCAAAUAACCGUAUCCGCGGCUCGAUCCAUCGAUUGUUGGGGGAGAUCGGGAAGAUCCACCCUCAAGCCUUGGUCUACCCGUUGACCGUGUCGAUGAAGACUUCUGCUGCUCGCCGCGCCAACUACGCGUCUCAGAUCAUGGAGGGCAUGAGAACUCACAGCAAGACUCUAGUCGACCAAGCCGACCUCGUCAGCCACGAGCUCAUUCGUGUUGCUGUUCUUUGGCACGAACUCUGGCAUGAAGGUCUAGAGGAAGCAUCGAGGCUCUACUUCGGUGAUCACGACACCGAGGGCAUGUUCACCACCCUUGAGCCGCUUCACAAGUUGCUUGAUCGAGGUGCUGAGACGCUGCGCGAAGUCUCUUUUGCGCAGGCUUUCGGGCAUGAUCUCGCCGAGGCUCGCAGCUUCUGCAACAGCUAUCGCAAGAAUGGCGACAUUGGCGACCUCAACCAGGCUUGGGAUCUGUACUACUCUGUGUUCCGCAAGAUUGCACGGCAGCUUCCACAGCUCAUCAAUCUGGACCUCAAAUACGUCUCGCCUCGUCUCAAGGACGCGCAUGACCUCGACCUUGCCGUACCGGGUACUUACCAGAUUGGCAAGCCCCUCAUCCGUAUUGCGUACUUCGACCAUGUCCUCACGGUCAUCCCAUCCAAACAACGCCCCCGCAAGAUGACACUGCGAGGCUCCGACGGUGUGACCUACACAUACCUGCUCAAAGGCCAUGAGGACAUUCGUCAGGAUGAGAGAGUCAUGCAGUUGUUCUCCCUUGUCAACACCCUUCUUGGAACCGACACCGAGUGCUUCAAGCGCCACCUCAAUAUUCAACGUUUCCCGAUCAUUCCAUUGUCACAGAACUCCGGUCUGAUUGGAUGGCUGCCCAAUUCUGAUACUCUGCACAACCUAAUCAAAGAGUACCGCGAGUCUCGACGCAUUCUCCUCAAUAUUGAGCACCGCAUAAUGCUGCAGAUGGCUCCUGACUACGACAACCUCACCUUGAUGCAAAAGGUCGAAGUCUUCGGGUAUGCCAUGGACAACACCACCGGCAAAGACCUCUACCGCGUCCUGUGGCUCAAGUCGGCCUCCUCUGAAGCUUGGCUCGAGCGCCGUACGAACUAUACGCGGUCUCUGGCCGUGAUGUCGAUGGUCGGCUACAUCCUCGGUUUGGGCGAUCGCCAUCCCUCGAACAUAAUGCUCGAUCGCUACACCGGCAAGGUCAUCCACAUCGAUUUUGGUGACUGUUUCGAAGUCGCGAUGCACCGCGAGAAAUACCCCGAGCGUGUCCCCUUCCGGCUCACUCGCAUGCUCACCUUUGCAAUGGAAGUCAGCAACAUCGAAGGCUCUUUCCGCAUCACGUGCGAAAACACCAUGCGCGUCAUCCGAGAGAACAAGGAAUCCCUGCUCGCGGUCCUGGAGGCCUUCAUCCACGAUCCGCUGCUCAAUUGGCGCCUCAACACCCGCGAAUCACCGCCGCGCACAAACUUCCGCUCUGAGCGACGGGCCAGUAUUAUGAAUGUUCCUGGAGGUCGAGGUUUGGGUGAGGAAGACCGCUCGCCGAUUGAGCAUGCACGUGAGCACCCUAUGCAGCCGCAUUCUCAGGUCGGUGCGCCGCCUGGCCGGCGUCCGAGACGAUCUUCGGUCUUGGAUGCGGGAUUGGUUGGUGGCAGCAUUCUCAAUGCGCAGGGUCCGGGUGGUCCAGAUGCGAAUGCACAGGAGCGAGAAGUGCAGAAUGCUCGUGCGCUGCAGGUGUUGGCUCGCAUCAAGGACAAGCUGACUGGGAAGGACUUUACGGCUAGUAGUGCUAGCGCGGCGAAGAUGGCGUUGGGUACGACGGCUCAUGCUGAUGCGAACGCGAACACGAACGGCAACGGCUACGUUGGUGCAGGUGCUAAAGACCACCACGCGAAUGGCGUCAAUGGUGCUGCUACCAUGGGCAUGAAUGGAACAGGAGCGAAUGGAGCUGGCGGGGUUCCUACUGCUACUGCUGGAGAGAUGUUGAUGGCGGAGGUGGGUGGGCUGGGCGUCAAUGAGCAAGUCGAGAAGCUCAUUGAGCAGGCGACUAAGGUUGAGAAUCUGUGUCAGCAUUACAUUGGGUGGUGUAGCUUCUGGUAG